Lagopus leucura (white-tailed ptarmigan) is the source of this 1521-nucleotide messenger RNA. It is a transcript of the gene SAXO1, whose product is annotated as stabilizer of axonemal microtubules 1. Bases 1 to 1521 code for a protein of 506 amino acids. Gene Ontology annotation, molecular function: microtubule binding. Gene Ontology annotation, cellular component: cytoskeleton; axonemal microtubule; ciliary basal body. The transcript has 4 exons. The record is from RefSeq and is a predicted model, not a curated record. NCBI's taxonomy places the organism in Eukaryota, Metazoa, Chordata, Aves, Galliformes, Phasianidae. Gene Ontology annotation, biological process: microtubule anchoring.
AUGAAGUUCAAUGAAGGAAAAUAUCAGGUUCUGCACCUGGGGUGGAGCAGUGCCAGACACAGGCACAGACUGGAAGAUGAGUGGCUUCAGAACAGCUCAGCAGAGAAGGAUCUGGGUGUCAGUGACAUCAGGCUCAGCAAGAGCCAGCAGCAUGCCCUUGCAGCCAAGAAGGCAAGUCGAAUUUUGGGAUGUCACCGUUGUCCACAUCUACUCACCAAGCCCUUUGAGAAGAGUGAGAAGCCAUGUGCACUGUCAGAGUACAUGGAGAAAUACCCUCUUUAUCCCAGCACUCUUCCCAGAGACUCUUUCAAACCAAAAGCAGAAUACAAGACGGCAAAGACACCCAUGGAAGGCACUUCAGUGACAAAGAGAGAUUAUGUAGCUCAUGAAGUGUUGCCACAGAAACUUAAAGAACCUGAAAAGCAUGUCAAGAGUGAUGAGAGCAUGGAUUUGACCUCUGUUUAUAAACAAGACUAUAACUCCUACCCUAUCUGUCAAGUACCUCCUUGCCUCCCCUGUGAGACAAGAGAAAUCUCCACUGCCAAGAUGAACACAAAAUCCACUUAUAAAGAUGACUAUAUGCUGUGGGAUGAACCAAAGACAGAGCUGAUCAGACCAGAUCAUGGGUACCACCCAUCAGAAGCAAAAUUUGACCACAGAACUGUUGUUCAAGAUGAGUAUUUCUUCAGGGGACCUGUUGCAACUCAAAGCUUCAAACCUCUGAAUUUGAUUCAGAAGAGCAAGGCUCCCUUUGAGAAUAUGACAGAUUAUACAGCAAAUUAUGUGCUACAUCCUCUGGAGAAACGUUACAUCCAUCAAUAUGAGAAAUAUAAGCCCAGUGAGGUUCCAUUUAAUGGCCUCACUACUAACAAAAUUUCUUACAAGGGGCUGGCUGGUACACCAGCCAAAUUGGCAAAACCAUACCAGCCAAAGUUAUUCCAUGAUCCAUUUUUCUCUUCAACUGAGUUUCAGGAAAAAUACAAACCCUGGCCACAGCCUCCUAUAUUUACCAAAAAACCUGCUGAAUAUGUUCCUCCUAUGGAGAAAAUGGACCUUCAUACCACUACCCAGUUACACUUCAGGCAUCUAAAUGGCAAGCCAGCCAAGAUGUGUCUACCAUUGGCCCAGCAUAAUAUAAGUACAGAACCAUUUAACAGCUCUUCAACAACGAAGGAAGAUUAUAAGCCCUGGAUGUGCAAGAGAGUAAAGCCUAUCACUCAUGCUCCUGAGCUGACUUUCCCAGCCAAACCAAUGGAUUUCUUGACUACCUUUCGGACUCAUUAUCUGCCUCAACCACUCAUGCUUACAAAAAGCUAUAAACCUCCCUGGCCAGGCCCUAGGCCUCACAUUCCACUAAAUGCAAAAACCAUCUAUGCUACCAGCUACACACCAAAGGGUAUUGUUAGAUGUUUAGCCUCUUACAAAAACCCGCCUGGAUAUAUCUUUGAGGGAACCAAUGCUGAUGGUCACAAAUUCUAUGUCCCUGCUUCUGAAGAAGAAUGUCUACAAGGUUGCCACUGA